This is a messenger RNA of Cryptosporidium ubiquitum, 498 nucleotides long. Its product is annotated as ubiquitin-conjugating enzyme family protein. Lineage: Eukaryota; Apicomplexa; Conoidasida; Eucoccidiorida; Cryptosporidiidae. The transcript has 2 exons. The coding region runs from base 1 to 498 and encodes 165 amino acids. Gene Ontology annotation, molecular function: ubiquitin conjugating enzyme activity. Gene Ontology annotation, biological process: protein polyubiquitination; ubiquitin-dependent protein catabolic process. The record is from RefSeq and is a predicted model, not a curated record.
AUGAGGAAUGUUGCGCAGGAAUUACUUAAGAAGCAAUUUAUGGAGUUGAUUAGAGAUGAUACUUCUGGUUUUUCUGUGGGUUUGGAUGAUGACUCUAACUUUUUAAGAUGGAGAGUAUGUUUUGAGGGACCACCAGAUACUUUAUAUGAAGGAGGUAUAUUUAAUGCAUUAUUAACAUUUCCUGAAGAUUUUCCAAAUAGCCCUCCGAAGAUGUGCUUUGAACAGGAGAUGUGGCAUCCAAAUGUAUAUCCAGAUGGUAGUGUAUGUAUAUCUAUACUUCAUCCACCUGGUCAUGAUAGAUAUAAUGAGCAGGAAAGCCCUGAUGAGAGGUGGCGUCCAAUAUUCGGAGUUGAAAGCAUCUUAGUUUCUGUUAUUUCUAUGUUAGGAGAGCCAAAUUUGGAUUCACCUGCAAAUAUUGAUGCUGCCUUAGAGUUCAAAAAUAACAUUAAUGAAUAUAAAAAGAAAGUUAGAGCUAUUGUUAGACAAAGUGUUGAAUAA